AUGUCUAAUACAAAACCAACAUCGCAAACUACAUCGCCCUCUGUUCCUCUUAGACAGAUGGUUGAUGAGCAAACUACUUAUGGAAUCAUCUCGGGGAUCCAAGCAGAUAGUCUUAAUGAGAAGAUGUCUUUACUACUAGACUGUAUGAGGCAGUUACUUAAUCCACCCACUAUUCAAAUUAAUCCUUUAUUCGGGGCUACUAGUAGACCCACUAACCCACUUGAGCCCAACCUAUCAGCUACUCAUAUGACACGUGACCCUAAAGAUGAGGUGCUAGUAGAAUCAUGGUAUGCCUCAGAUGACGAGGAAGCUCAGGAAGCCGCUCUUGAGAUACUAAGGCUACAACGAAAUCGAGAAGGGAAGAAGGUCGUGAUUGAAGAACCGAAAAAGACAGAGUCUGUAGUUCCAGGCAUGCAUCAAGGAUGGAGUACCGAUACUAAAACAAAACAAGCUCUGAAGACGGAAACAUCUUCACCUGCUGGAGCACAUGCUGCAUCGCCACUAGUCGUCCCAACAACAUCGAUACAAUCAGCUAGUCAGUGCGAACAACUAGCGCAACUCAGAGCUUCUAAAAUCGAAAUGAAAGCACAAAUAGAUGCCCUAACUAAAGGGAAGUCAACACACGGAGCUAAAAGUUGGAAAUAUGGGUUAAAGGCAGCUAAGAGGGUCGUGGUCCCUCAUGGACUAAAAUUACCACAUCUGACCAAGUAUGCCGGAAAUAAAGAUCCACGAGCCUUUAUGAACAUGUACUUGACGAACAUCUUUCCAUUACAACUCGGAGAGCCUACAGUAUUGCAAUUAUUCCCUCGGUAUCUUGUAGAAGUGGCACUUGAGUGGUAUUUGCGUCAAAACAUAGCACAACACCAGACUAUUGAAGAGCUAGCCAAGGUAUUCAUAUGUCGGUUAGGUAUGUUUUUGAAGGUGGAAAAGCCUGAGAGAAAACUUAGGAGUAUUAAGCAAAGUCCAGGUGAAACUUUCGAAUCAUACGUUGAUAGGUGGAAGGUUGUGGCUUCACUAAUCGAUGGACUAUCAAAUGAACAAACUCAAGUGGAUAUGAUCUACGCUAACAUGAAUGUAGCAUACACCAAAGUCAUGUCAGUCAACAAAUAUGCUUUCGUGGAGGACUUGAUUGCUUCUGGAAUGGGAUAUGAUGAUGCAUUAAAGAAGGAAGCCAUCGAAGGCAGGAUGUCAUACCAAGGCAAUCCUCAUUUUAAUCAUAAAAAGGCUAAAUCACAAGUAAACCACAUUGCCAAUGCAUGGGAUAUGGACACAUUGGAUGUCAUGAAUGUUGGGCAAGGGCACCUUCAGGGAUCAUCUGCUAGCCGACAACCAUCUUUUCCCCCAACGUCUAAAGGAAAUACUUCGUUUAUACCUAAGCCACCCAAGAAGGUUGAUGAUUUAGGAAUGACACUAUCAGAAGCUCUCCAGAUUUUAAAGCAAAAGAAUUUAAUCCAAGUCCAGACCCCGAAUCCCGAUAAGUCUAUAUCAGGGAGGUUUCUGAAUGAGUGGUGUGAAUACCACCAGACUAAGGGGCAUGGGACUAAUUAUUGUCUUUCACUACGAGGUGUGAUUCAAAAACUUAUCGACGAUAAGAUCAUCCCAGCCCCAAAGGCCAAAUCGAAGCCUCUACCAACUCAUACCGUGAAUCUAAUUGAGGUGUGUGAAGAUCUGAUAGACGAGAGUGAUUCGUUAGGUUUGAUUGUUGAAGAUGAAAAGUUGAUAGUCGUUACUAAUAUCUAUGGUGACGAUAUUGAAGAGUCGAGCCAAGUGCAUACAACAAAUAAUCAGGGUUUGAGUUACACGUCAACGAAAUUAGAAGUAAGAGACAUAAAGCCAAAGGAGGAAGAUGUUUCACGACAAGGAUAG
Messenger RNA from Impatiens glandulifera, 1866 nucleotides. RefSeq lists its product as uncharacterized. The transcript has a single exon. The coding region runs from base 1 to 1866 and encodes 621 amino acids. The record is from RefSeq and is a predicted model, not a curated record. NCBI's taxonomy places the organism in Eukaryota, Viridiplantae, Streptophyta, Magnoliopsida, Ericales, Balsaminaceae.